Messenger RNA from Maudiozyma barnettii, 786 nucleotides. RefSeq lists its product as uncharacterized. The record is from RefSeq and is a predicted model, not a curated record. The transcript has a single exon. Lineage: Eukaryota; Fungi; Ascomycota; Saccharomycetes; Saccharomycetales; Saccharomycetaceae. The coding region runs from base 1 to 786 and encodes 261 amino acids.
AUGAUAGAUAAGACAAAGCGGGGGUGCGGUGCAGUUCGGGCGGUGAGGAGCAGUGCGGUGGUUGAGGAAUCGUUGAUACGUGCACAACAGAGCGUGCUGGGUGCCCGCGGUGUGGUGGCUGGGUGCACCCCUAAAGUCACGAUAUCGAUAGCCAGGGCCGGUUACCCUCAACACGGCAAAACUGUGUGGCAGAGCAGGCAGAGCAGGCAGCGGCAGUGCAGCGGCAGCGGCAACGGCAGAACUCCGACCGCAGCAGCACCAGUUGGAGUGGCGUCGGAGCCUCGCUGUCUCCUGCCGUUUACAACCUGCCAUGCCAUGCCACGCCACGCCACGCCACACCACGUCACGUGGCGCCUAGUUGGUCGUCUCGUCGGUCACCUCGAUCCGCAGCUUGCCGUUGAGACACUCCCUGAACAGUCUCCUGAACGGCGUGCAUUCGUACUUCGUCGCGGUCGUUGGCGACGAAGUAUCCGCGACCACUUCACACUCGUAUUGGACCAACUCCUUCAACGGACACUCGUCCAGGUUAAGAACACCUCUCUUUUGGGCAGCUUCUCCAACGUCGUCCUUAUUCAAUAUCUUAACAACUGGGGCCAUUGUGCACUGGUCUGGCUUGUAUGUGCUGUUGUUAUUUGCUUUAUGUACAAGUAUGCGAGUGUUUAUAUCUGUCUGGUCUCGUUUUUUGCUUUUCUUAAGCAUUUCGAGGAUGUCGCGUAUUUUUUUUACCACCCCCUCAGCAUAAAUUUUAUGAAGCUUUUGAAAUUUUAUACACACACAUAUAACUAA